AUGCCUGAGGACACAAAACCAGAGUGGACUGAGAUUUCGGAUCCAGCAGCACCCAGUAUGACCAUGUCUCAAGGUAAGUUUUUGAACCAUUUUUCAUAUUGAUAUGCAAGCGUUUGGACGUAUGUAUGUGUUUAUAAUUCAGCAAAAACAUCCUAUUAUAAAAAUGUUUUUUCAGAAUUCCCACUUUCAAAUUACAACUCAACCACCUACACUCAGCAGGCAUACAACUUGUACAACCCACAGUACUACCAUCUUCGAAACGGAUUGUAUUUGGGCAAUCCGAGCCUAUACGGUAACAUUUGAAAAAAAAUUUUAAGAAAGUGCCCUGCGGGAGGUCUUGAUUUAGACGCUAAGUGGGGUGAAAUUGCAAUGUAUUUUUCCAGGAUAACUUUGCGGGGACACCCAAAAUUAGCUCGAUCAACAGUAGUAGAGAAUUUCGAAUCCCGACUUUCCGGGUCGACGACUUCGGGUCAACACAUAAUUGUUAUUGUAAAAGACCAAAGUUUGCGGCAAAAACGAACAUCCUUAACUUUUAUCUAGAUAUUAUUGAUGCGAGAACAUGUAAAAUGCCUCAAAAUAGGAGAUAGGCUAUCCUAGGACCCGUUCAAUCUUAUUAUUUCUACAAACAAAGCGUUCUUCGAGAGACACAACGGCGAACCGAUGCGAUCCAUAGUAUCGUUGACCCCAAACUAUUGCUGACACAAAAGUCGUUGCGCCUUUCUUUAGAUUUGAAUUUUUCCAAGAUUCCCUGUUGAGCCAAAACUAGUGUUGAAUUUGAAUUCUAGGAACGUCGUACCCAACAUCAUUCGACUACAAUUACACUGGUUAUGGCAUGCCCUACUUGAACACAUCCACAAGCCGGACCAGCCCCAUCUCCACUAUUCAGCAAAACUACCGAGUAAGGUUGUGUUUUUUGAGCCUCAAGUGUAAAACAAGGACUCUUGCCAAUUUGAUAUUUCAGAGGAAUCUGAUGUCAACAAAUGCCUUUCCGGUUUCGAUGAACUUGAGUCCCAAUUCAACAACUCAACCGUUUGAUCCGACGGUCACUUCAACCACCAACAAAUCCGAGAAAAGCAGUAAGAUUUUUUUAAAUUAUAUAUAUUACUUAUAUUAUAAGUCAGCAGAUAUGUGUUUACAGUGGAAGUAUUCCACUCGCGACGCAUGUAUUUUGGUGAAACUUGGCACAAAUUUAGAAUAAUUUUUGGUUGGAUAUAUGCGAGAUUUACCACGAUUUUAAAAGUUGCCAAAAAUGCGGCCUUUUUAAUGCUUCCAAAAAAAAGAAUUUCUUCGGACAAAACUGCCAAAGACAUCAUCAAAAGAUGGUUUCAAAAAUCAAAAGAUGCAGGCAUUCGAAACGAUAAAAAGCGCAUUCGGUCUCUUCCUUCGGAAGAGAGCGGUGUGGCCGAGUGGCUAGUGCCGUAGUCUGGGAAUCGAGAGGGGGAACGCCGCACGGGUUCGAUUUCCCUUUUGGGCCGAAUCAACUUUUUUUGAAGAUGAAAGUCGGAAAAAUAAAUUUUUGUGCCAAUACUGAUUUAUUACGUCUUAGAAACUCAAUAAACAUCAUUUUAAGUCAAAAUAAAAAUUGUAAACCUGUGAAAAAUUAAGCGAAAAGGGGUUCAUAUAGGACUUUAAGUCAACUUCCGAUUGAGUUUUAACCCCUAAAGACCUAAAAUGGGCAGCUAAGAUUUAUAAUAUAUAUCCUUGAUCACCACAUUUUUUCUGAUUUUUUGAGAUAUGUCCGGUCAAAAAGUAGGAGCCCCCAUAAAAGUACUUUCCUUGUCAAGCAAAACCUGCGCAAAAAAAUUUUUCCAAGUAGAAUUGUAAGAUCGAAUCCAGCAUUGAAAUCGUUACCAUGAAGGCCGACGGUGACAAUGAGAAGUUGAGAACUGUUUUAAAACCCCCAUGUUUUCAGAGACUCGAAAACGGAAGAAGCCCUUAGUUCCGGCGGAAAUCCAGCAAAACUACAAACGAGUGUUCAUCUGGGAGCUCGACGAACUCUGCAACACCCACUUAAUCCCUCCGACCGUUCAAACCCAGCUGACUCACUUAAUCGAACAAUUGCUCAAGGGCUACUUCGACCUGACCAGCUACGAAGCCCAAGAAUACGAUCAUAUAAACAUUGAAGACGGGCCCUUGGAGGAUAUUUUCAACGAGACCGGUUCACUCUACAACAAUUCCACGGACAGCUUCAACAGCAGCGAGGACAAGUCGAGCGAGUUAAGUUCGAGCCAAGUCCAGAGUUCGACCAGUUCGAAUGCAGCGGCGGUCGAUAAUUUGAAAGUGAGGAAGAUUGGAAAUUUCUUGACACGUUUUGUUUUAGAAAAUUGCGCAGAAGCAGCAGAAUAUGAAACGGAUUUAUAAUCAAUAUCGAGCCAAUAUCUCCGGUGAGUUUUGCUUUUAUUGAUGACCAUACUGUGGAAAACUGUAGGCCGGAUUUUUUCGGGAACCUAGCGCAAGUUUACAGGAGAAGUAUAGUGUCCUGAGAAAUCCCGCGAAGAGUUUUACCCAUCUACUUCUUUAUCCUGCAGAAUGAUUUUUUUUCAAUAUCUUAGUUGAGCGCCCAGAAAUCGAUGAACACUUUCCGCAGAUUUUUUUUUUCGGAAUUGAUGACAGGCUUAGGCACUUUUGAGAUCAUCAGGAUUUCCAGUAAAUCUGCCAAUAAGCGCAACGUCUUGGGCCCUUUCAUUCGAAAGAAACCCAUCGAUUUUAUCACUUACAAACACAUUCCAGGCCUAUUAGGAGACGACGCGAAGUUAAUGUUGAGUUGGUUCGAUUCCAUCGAGGCCAUGGACACGCGCAGAUGUUACAAAAAAUGCCUGAAGCUCGCCAUCGAACGGUCCACCCCCUCAACACUCUAUACGAACGUUGUUGUUGGCCGUGAAACGCUGCCUUGCAGUUUGGCGCGGCUCUUGUUGAACAGAGCGGCGGAAUUGGUAGCAGUGGAGAACAUCUACAGCGCCGCGAGGAAUGACAGAGCCGUCGUCCUGGAGAAGGUUAUUCAGAAGUUCAAGAAGGAGCCGAUUGUCAUCAUUACGGCCAAUCCGGAGACUGUUCAGACCGCCAAAGCCGUAAGUUUGUACGUAUAGUGGAGGACCUGAUCCAAUGGCAAAAAACGUACCAUUUUGCAUCCGGGAAGUAUCAAAAAUGUGGCAGAAUGCCUCCCUCUCCAAGUGAAAAAACUCCGAUUUCAAAAGCGCGCCCGCUCUUUUUGUGGGGGAAAGGGCGCGCCUUCAAAACGAAGUUUUUUCACUUGAAGGGGGAGGCAUUUUGCUACAUUUUUUGAUACUUCCCGGAUGCAAAAUGGUACGUUUUUUGCCACUGGAUCAGGUCACCCACUGUAGGCAAAAUCGGACCGCUUUUUUGGCUAGGCAAACCCAUACUUCGUUAGUUCAUUCUAAAAAUCUUCAUUUCAAAGAUAGCGACGUAUGGUUUUAGCUAGCCAAAAAAUUAUUUCAUUUUCCCCAAUUGUCGACGUAUCCAGGCAAGGAAAACGUAAAGAAAAUCUUGGGACAUAUAACAUUUAUUUCCCUUCAAUUUGUACCGUAAACUGAAAAAAAUCUGAAAUUUCAGCUAAACCUGGCAGUUUGGCAGAUCCGCGAUGCCAGUGAUGUGGAAAAGUUUUACGUGGCCAUGGAUCGAGUCCUUUGCUGA
This is a messenger RNA of Bursaphelenchus xylophilus (pine wood nematode), 3651 nucleotides long. NCBI's taxonomy places the organism in Eukaryota, Metazoa, Nematoda, Chromadorea, Rhabditida, Aphelenchoididae. The record is from the annotation of a GenBank genome assembly.